CUUUCGCCAGCUCCUUCCGCUCCGCUUCGCUGUCCGGUCUUGCCGGUCUUGUCUGUCUUGUCUCCGUCUUUUGCACCGACAGAGGAUACGUCUUGUCGUGCAGAAACCGAGUUUUUGGCUGUAAUAUUCUGGUUGUGCCUCCAAGUGCCCCAGUUUCGCCACCAUGGCGUCCGUCAGCGUCGAAUCUCCAGAGAUUGCCGCUGCGUCUCUUCGCGUGGCGCUGCCAUUCUGGACACACCUCUACGCUGCCCCAUUCCUUGCGCUUUACCCUCUUUGGGCGUACGCCUAUUUCAUCAAAUAUGAUACCUGGAUACAGAGUGAAGAGUGGACGUUCGUGGGCUGUGUCCUGCUUGGUGCUGGACACGCCCUCAGCUUCUUGGUCACGCGCUGGAAUGCGGGUGCGAAGGCAUGGGUGACCACGAAAGCCGCUAAAUCUCUUGAACAAGCCGACUGCAUUCGGAUCAUCCCCAACCUUCACCGCGGUGAAGGCGAGAUCGUCUCGCUCGUCAAGAAGGUCCCCUCGGACCCGCUCUCCUACUCGUUCAACUACCAGCGUGACACCUACGUCCUCCUAACCCCGCCGCCGAGUACCACCUUCGGCAAGCUGCCCUACCCAUCCUCACGCAAGCCGCCGCUAUCGACAUAUCAGGUGCCGAAGGGCCUGACUUCCUCCGAGCUUGCCUCCGCCGCGAGCUUGUACGGGAAGAACGAGUUCAAUAUCCCGGUACCGAGCUUCUUGGAACUGUUCGGCGAGCACGCGACCGCGCCGUUCUUCGUUUUCCAGAUCUUCUGCGUCGCGUUAUGGUGCCUGGACGAGUACUGGUACUAUAGUCUCUUCACGUUGUUCAUGCUCGUCGUGUUCGAGUGCACGACCGUCACGCAGCGCCUCAACACGCUCAAAGAGUUUCGAACAAUGUCCAUUACCCCCUUCCCGAUCCAGUGCCUGCGUAAUGCGCAGUGGACUGUCGUUCAGACCGACGAGCUGCUUCCAGGCGACGUUGUCUCCAUCGUUCGCCAGCAGAACGAGACUUCGGUUCCUGCCGAUAUUCUCCUCGUCAAGGGCUCCUGCAUCGUCAAUGAGGCCAUGCUCUCCGGCGAGUCCACGCCCCUACUCAAGGAAUCGAUACAGCUGCUGGAAGGAGACGAGAAGCUCGACGUGGAUGGCCAGCAUCGCAAUGCUGUCCUGUUCUCUGGCACGAAGGUGCUCCAGGCUACUCCCGGAGGCGAUACUCCCGACGGUGGUUGCCUCGGCGUUGUGCUCCGGACUGGUUUUGGUACGGCGCAGGGCCAGCUCGUGCGCACGAUGAUUUUCUCUACUGAACGCGUGUCCGCAAACAACCUGGAGUCGUUCCUCUUCAUCGGAUUCUUGCUUAUCUUCGCCAUUGCCGCCAGCUGGUAUGUCUGGGUUAAAGGUAUCGAACGCGGGCUGAAGAAGAGCAAGCUGUUGUUGGACUGCGUGUUGAUUGUAACCAGUGUCGUGCCGCCCGAGUUGCCGAUGGAGCUAUCGCUUGCCGUGAAUGCGUCCCUCGUGGCGCUUUCUAAGUUCGCUAUAUUCUGCACGGAACCGUUCAGAAUUCCGUUCGCUGGCCGCGUAGAUGUGUGUUGCUUUGACAAGACUGGCACGAUCACUGCCGAGAACUUGGUCGUUGAGGGUGUCGCUGGCGUCGACGUGAAGGACCCCUUGAAGCUUGUAGACGUCAAGGAAACGACCAAGGAAACCACCCUGUGCUUGGCCGCCGCGCACGCGCUUGUGAGGCUGGAUGAUGGAACGGUCGUGGGUGACCCGAUGGAGAAGACAACACUGGAAGCGCUCAAAUGGAAGGUCGACAAAGGCGACACGGUCUCCCCGGAGGCUGCUACGAACACGUCUGCCGCUAUCCGCAUCAGGCGCCGUUUCCAGUUCUCCUCGGCUUUGAAGCGCAUGUCGACGGUUUCGUCGCUUCCAAACGGGCGCACCCUUAUCGCAGUGAAAGGCGCGCCGGAAACGAUCAAGGGUAUGUUGAGUAAGGUGCCAGAGGGUUACGACGAUACUUUCAAGUGGUUCACCCGCCGAGGGAGCCGAGUGCUCGCUCUCGGUGUGAAGGAGGGCGAUAGCAUGAGCGUAGAGAAGAUCAACAAGUUGCCUCGGGAUCAAGUAGAGAACGGGUUGACGUUCGCUGGCUUCUUGGUAUUCCAUUGCCCACUUAAGGCGGAUGCUGUGCAAGCCCUGCAGAUGCUCGCGGAUUCGUCACAUCGCUGCAUCAUGAUCACUGGUGAUAACCCUCUCACUGCGGUUCAUGUAGCGAAGGAUGUUGAGAUUGUGGAUCGGGACGCGCUUAUCCUCGACCUGAAAGAAAACGCUGCCAGCGAAUCAGACCUGGUAUGGCGUACCGUGGAUGAUAGCAAGAGCGUCCCCGUCAACCCUGCUGAACCGCUGGACACCUCCCUCUUUGACGAGUACGAUGUCUGCAUUACUGGCCCAGCGCUCAAACAAUACGAGAAUCGCGAGGAGAGCUUGCAUCAGCUGGUCCAGAAUACAUGGGUAUACGCGCGUGUAUCUCCCUCGCAGAAGGAGCUAAUACUCAACACCCUCCGUGUGCUCGGAUACACAACGCUUAUGGCUGGUGACGGAACGAACGACGUCGGUGCUCUCAAGCAGGCGCAUAUCGGUGUUGCGCUCUUGGACGGCACUCCGGAGGAUCUGCAGAAGAUUGCGGAGCAUCAACGGCUGUUACGCAUGAAGAAGGUGUACGAGAGCCAACUGAAGCUGACACAGCGGUUCAAUCAACCGCCGCCACCGGUGCCGCCCGCGCUCGCUCAGGCAUUCCCCGAGCUCGUACAGACGCAGCAGCAGGUCGCGCAGGACCUUCAGGUAGCGAGACAGAGAAAUCCUGCGGAAAGAUUCGACCUGAGCGCGCUCACGGAAAAGAUGUCGGAGAUGGACGAGGAAGAUGUACCCAAGAUCAAGUUGGGUGACGCCAGCUGUGCUGCACCCUUCACGUCCAAGCUCUCCAACGUCUCUGCCAUUACUAGUAUCAUCCGGCAGGGCCGCUGCACCCUUGUGGCCACGAUUCAGAUGUACAAGAUUCUUGCCCUGAACUGUCUCAUCACUGCCUACAGUCUCAGCGUGCAGUAUCUUGAUGGCAUCAAGUAUGGGGACUACCAGGUCACCAUCACUGGCAUGUUAAUGUCGGUAUGCUUCUUGUGCAUCUCACGAGCUAAGCCCGUUGAGAAAUUAUCCCGGGAGCGUCCUUUAGGGAACAUUUUCAACUUCUACGUGUUGCUCUCGGUCUUGCUGCAAUUUGCUCUGCAUAUCGUGACGAUGGUAUACAUCACAAAUCUCGCUCACAGUAAUGAAGAGCGUGGUCCUAUCGACCUUGAUGCCAAAUUCGAGCCCAGCCUUCUCAACACUGCCAUUUACCUCCUCGGUCUGUCACAGCAAGUAUCCACCUUUGCCAUCAACUACCAGGGUCGCCCAUUCCGCGAGAGUAUCCGGGAGAACAAGUACCUGUAUUGGGGCUUGGUCGGUGCCCAAUCCGUGGCGGUCUCUGGUGCUACCGACUUCAUGCCGGAACUCAACCGCUGGUUGCAGAUUGUGGAGAUGCCAGGCUUCUUCAAAUUCAGGCUCUCCGUGUCGAUGGCCCUUGACUUCGUUGGCUGUUAUAUCAUUGAAAAGGUCUGCAAGUAUUUCUUCGCAGAUCUUGAGCCGAAGCCGCUUGUCACCCGGGGUCGCGAACGGCGGGAGCAAAGGAGAGCGGUGCAGGAAAAGGUCAAGGCAGAGGAGGCAGCCAAAGCUGCUGCUGCUGAGACCGAAAAGAAGGUUCAAUAGAUAUUCAUAUAAUUGAUCUACUUGGUACACCCCCAAUCAUAUAGAUGCUCUGUCAUUCACGGAAGGUAUAUCUCGU
Messenger RNA from Punctularia strigosozonata HHB-11173 SS5, 3884 nucleotides. RefSeq names its product endoplasmic reticulum Ca-transporting P-type ATPase. Gene Ontology annotation, cellular component: endoplasmic reticulum membrane. Bases 164 to 3808 code for a protein of 1214 amino acids. Gene Ontology annotation, molecular function: ATP hydrolysis activity; P-type ion transporter activity; ATP binding. Gene Ontology annotation, biological process: intracellular calcium ion homeostasis. The transcript has 18 exons. NCBI's taxonomy places the organism in Eukaryota, Fungi, Basidiomycota, Agaricomycetes, Corticiales, Punctulariaceae. The record is from RefSeq and is a predicted model, not a curated record.